AUGAGUGAAUUAGUUGAAAAUCAGCUUUCGACGCUACGCUUCGUAGCGAAAGCAUUGGACAAUUUCAAGAAAAUUGGCCGGAAUAAUCUCACCUCCGCCAAGAUACGAAACCGAAUGACAUCACUCAAGGAAACAUGGAAUAAUUGCCUGGAAGGACAUCGCCUGUUGCUGCAACAUUAUCCGGAAUCAAAAGGCGAUCUCAUCGCUUAUUUCCGAGACGAGCAACUGGAUCAAUACCAGGAAAUCUACUUGACAGCACUGGACUACAUGUCUGACUGUUUGGAGGAACUGGAACCGUGCGUGAGUCCGCUCCAAUCAAGCGACCGAUCUGUAUCUCAUAUACAGUCGGAAUCCGCGUUAUCAUUGAGACAUUUACCGCCAAUUCAAUUACCACCGUUCUCCGGUAAAGCCGACGAGUGGGAAACUUUUCGCGAUCGAUUCACUGCGUUAAUCAUAAAGAAUCCCGAAUUAUCCGAUUUCGCGCGCAUGCAUUUUUUGGUCUCAAGCUUGACCGAUAAAGCUCGCGAUGUUGUAGCGGGUACUUCUGUUACCGCUGAUAAUUUUGACGUCGCUUGGAAAGCAUUAACUUCUCGUUUUGAAAAUAAACGUAAACUUGUUGAACUUCACAUUGCUGAAUUAUACAAUUUACCUUCGGUUAACAAAGAAUGUGCCGCGGAAUUGCACGCUUUACGCGAUAAAACCGAUCGAGCGCUUUCAGCCUUAAAGCGGUUAAACCGAACACAAGAGGAUAUACUUAAUGACAUUUUAAUCUAUUUUGUAUCGCUCAAGCUUGACUCCGCCACUCGUCGCGCAUGGAAACUCAAAACCGGAUCGGAAUCGACUCCGCCGAAUUACGAAGACUUGAUUACGUUUAUAUCAUCGCGUGCGCUCGCAUUAGAGGAAUUAGCUCCUUCCGCUGCGAACAAAGGUCGACAUACUGUUCAAGCGAACACUGCGACCUUCGCGCGUCAAUCUUCCGGUCCGUGUCCAGUCUGUAAGACACCGCAUUAUCUUAGUAGGUGUCAACAAUUUGUAAUUAAGAGUCCGAAUCAGAGACGCGAAAUUGUCAAGAAUUCAAAUCUAUGCUUCAAUUGUCUCGGAACGAAACAUUCCGUAAAAAACUGCCAAAGUAAAAAUACAUGUCGCAUUUGUCAAAAAAGGCAUCAUUCUCUCUUGCAUCUUGAUUCGGCCUCUUCAAGCGAUCUAGACGUUACACGAGCGAACACGUCUAGCACCAGCGCAACUAUUGAUAAUCUCGAGCCAUCGCAAACCGUCGCGAUGUCCGCCGUAUGUUCAAGUGCGCCCGUGUCAUCCGUAUUACUGGCCACAGCGAAAGUAACAGUUCGGUCUCCCGACGGUCGCGUCUGUGAAGCUCGCGCCCUGAUCGAUCAAGGGUCAGAGGUCACUUUUAUUUCAGCAAGAUUAGCAAGAAUCUUGCGGUUAACUCGGAAACGAAUUUUCGCUCAAAUUUCCGCAGUCGGCGGUAUCAAUGCGGAUACAUGUCGACAUUCCGCUGUCAUUGAACUCGUACCUCGCGGAAAGCCUAAGCCAGUUUUCACCACGGUCGCGUAUAUUCUAAAUGCACUUACUAAAUACGCGCCGCGAUUAUCAGUCUCAGUAUCGGAUUGGAGACAUAUAAGUACACUCAAGUUAGCAGACGACGAUCCCACAGGAUCAAGCCCUAUUGACGUAAUCAUUGGCGCCGACAUUUACAGUCAAAUCAUUACGAAUGGAAUACGGAAAGGUCCAAUCGGGCAACCUAUCGCCCAGCGAUCUCAUUUUGGAUGGAUUAUCUCUGGACCCGCUCAGAAUCAAAACGUUUUGGCUCAAACGAUUAACGUCUUUCAUUGCUCAAUCGAGCGUGAGUUACGCCGUUUUUGGGAAAUCGAAGAGAUCCCACGAGAUAACAUUUUGUCUCCUGCCGAAGAACAAUGUGAGAAACAUUUUCUUACGACUCACUCACGAAUUUCCGACGGGCGUUACGUGGUUCGUCUGCCGUUUAAGACGAAGUUCCCUAUCGACAUCGGAGAGUCUAGAUCAAUAGCUAUACGGAGACUAACAGCAUUAAAAAGGCGUCUAGAUACGAAUCCAGAUCUCCAAUCGGAAUAUUCAGCUUUUCUUGAAGAAUACGAGCAGUUAAAUCACAUGCAAAGAGCGCAUCAUCCAGCCGCAUCUCAUUCACCGGCGGUUUAUCUUCCGCAUCAUCCUGUGAUCCGCGCAACGAGCGCUACCACUAGACUGCGCGUCGUGUUCAACGCGUCCAGCCUCACAACAAACGGUACAUCGUUAAAUUCACAUUUAGAGAUCGGGCCUAAAUUGCAAACGGAAAUAACGGCGAUCUUAUUACGAUGGCGGAAACCUAAGGAUGUUUACAUGGCGGAUAUUGCCAAGAUGUACCGACGGAUUUUGGUCGACCCUCGUGAUCGUGACUAUCAACGUAUUGUCUGGUAUAAUCAGGAUCAAUCGGACAUUCAGGAUUAUCAAUUGUUCACUGUUACGUGUGGAACCGCGUCAGCUCCGUUCCUGGCUUUACGAGUGAUCAAGCAAUUGAUAACAGAUGAAGGAGCCGCAUUUCCCCUUGCAACUCCGAUUCUUCAAGAUGACAAUACUGCUUUAUGCGAGUUCGGUGGCGGAUAUUCAACAAUCGGCGCGGUCUUGUCAGGGUCUACUUUAAGCCCUUCCUGCUGA
This is a messenger RNA of Camponotus floridanus (Florida carpenter ant), 2688 nucleotides long. RefSeq lists its product as uncharacterized. The coding region runs from base 1 to 2688 and encodes 895 amino acids. The transcript has a single exon. The record is from RefSeq and is a predicted model, not a curated record. NCBI's taxonomy places the organism in Eukaryota, Metazoa, Arthropoda, Insecta, Hymenoptera, Formicidae.